AUGGAGAACGAAGUCCACACUCUCAUGGAGUCUAUGUCCCAGAGAGGCUUAUUGGCCAGGACCUACCAGAAGUCGGAGCUGGCUGUUGCACGAGAGCGGUCUAAGGAGCCUCACUUCAGGUGCGAAGUGCUCCGUGUCAAGCUGUGCAUGGAAGCCGAAGGCUGGCGCUUAGCAGCCACACGACCUCGCAUUGGGGGGUGUGAGACUCUCAUGGAAACCUUGGGAGAUGCGGUUGAGGCGCUUGACACGAUCGCAAACCUUGAGAACUCCUACAAGCCCAAGGUUGCAAUCAUCAAGGCUUGCUUGGAUCUUCAUUUGAAAGACUUUGAUGAUGAGAAGGCAGCCGAGCAUGUGCGCCACCUCCAAGGCUCCAGCUACAUCUUUGACGAGCAAUCUAAGUACGAUCCAGCAGGCAGCAGCAUUGCGGGGGGCUACGACCCUUGGGUCGUUUUGGAGCAGCGUCAGCGCAAGGUGGAAUCACAGAGGCUGAAGGCAUUGUUUGCAAGCCUGAGCAUCUACAAGGCCCUGCUCUUGAACUGCUUGCCGAAAGGUGCAGAGGUCUCAGUGCCCACAGACCUCAAGACCUUCCAACAGCUGGAGGCCAAGCGUUCCCUGACAGACCUACACGGAGAUUGUGAGAAAGUACCUCUUCCAUACUACAGCAAGGUGGUCUCAGAGAUGGAGAAGCUCAAGCAGAAUCGGCCAGAGCAUUGGAAGGACCUUUUCCUGGUGACCUUGGCCUUGGUUCGAUCUGCCAUUUCAGCUGCAGAAUCCUCUGACAGGCACCUGUUGCGCUCGGUGCUGAUCACCAGAGCCCUGAGGGAAGGCUGCCUGUGCAUGGCCAAGGCCGGCAUGAGCUCCCGGAAAGGUCGUUGGGACUUUGCAUCCUCAAGGCCUCACGUAGACAUGCGCAUCUUCAGCCUCUUCAUGCGGUUUUGUGAGAGGUUGGAGAGCCUUUCGAAGGAUGAAAACACACAUAAGGAGCUUGAAAAGCUGCACGACAGCGUGAUCUUUGCUGCCCUUCGAUUGCGAAACUAUGCGCUUGACAAAGCCGGCUACGGAGGCACCCAACAAGCUCGAAAGCCACGCUUUUUCGAAGCCAAGGCUUUCCAUGAUAGCUUUAGGGACGCUGACCUGCAGACCUUGAGCGCGAAAGUGCGGAUCGAGGCCAACGAGGAGCUCUAG
Molecule: messenger RNA, 1185 nt
Organism: Durusdinium trenchii
Lineage: Eukaryota; Dinophyceae; Suessiales; Symbiodiniaceae
Source: the annotation of a GenBank genome assembly